AUGGAAACCCAGUUCGAUGAAGAGAUCAAGCAGUUCUUUCCCUUCCCUCCAUACAAAAUUCAGCUGAACUUCAUGAAAACUCUCUACGAUGUAUUGAAAAAAUCAAACCUCACAUUUGGUGAGGAAGUUCGGUCGGUGUACGAGAUUAUCCAGAAGAACCAGAACCUUCAGAAGAUGGUUGUAGAGGAGGUGGAGACCGGGCUGGAAAUAUUUAACGGUCAGGUAUGUGCAGGGAAUACUCAGGUGUGUGAGGAGGAUGGGGAAUCCCCAGAGGAUCACAUCAUCUCUGAAAUGAAAACCGGUUCUGGGAAGUCGCUCAGUCUGUUGACACCACUCGUUUAUUGGUUGCUAAAACAUAAAUUUGAUUUCUUCCUCUUGAGGGAAGACACGCAUCUGCGAAAGGAAGAACCCGAGUGGGUGAAGGAAUCAGUCACGGAGAACCUCCUGCGGAAGUUCUCUCGAUCCCAAAAGGUGCAGAAGAAGAGGAAGGAGGAAGACCUGACCAUCUUGAAUCGAUACUUCUCCAUCUCUGAUGACAAAAUCACACUGAAGGAAAAUUUAAGAGUGGAAAAAAAACAGCCUCAAGUGGAAGCGCGCAAACCAGAGGAAGACCGCUUCGACACACAGGGAGAGGUGGAUAACUUGAGCGAUUGUUCUGUUGAGGGGCCAUCCAAGAAACAGAUCUUCAUUUGCAGUCGAACGCAGUCGCAACUGAACCAGUAUUUCUCAGAACUGAAGAAAAUUGAAGACAGAGUAGGGAAGGAUCUACCCAUCAAUAUGAUCAUCCUGGGGAGUAGAAAGCAUCUAUGUGUGAAUGAGCCUUUUCUGAAGAAAUACAAAAGUGUGAAUGAACUGAACGACUGUUGCCGCAACAGCGACUGUAGGUACAAGAAAAUAUUUAAGGAAAACAUGCUCCAGAAGAGACAAAGGAGGGAAAAGAAAAAGAACAAAAUAUUUUACGAUUUGUCUUCAUCAAGUGGAAGUACCAGUGAUCGCAGUGACUGCAGCGACCGCAGUGGUAGGUCGACAAAUGCGAGGCACUCGAACAGUGUCGUGGACAACUACAGCCUAGUGUCAAAACUGAUGAACUGCAAAAAUUUAAAAAUAAAUCAGGUGAAGGAUAUAUGCAUGAGUGACAAGAUAGAAGUGUGUCCUUACUACCUUAGCAGAGAAAAUGUAAAAAACGCAGAUAUAGUCCUGCUACCAUAUGUGUGUAUUCUAAAUGAGCAUGUAAGGAGGGGAUUAAAAAUCUCCAUUAAAAAUAACAUCGUCAUUUUUGACGAGGCACAGAACAUUAUAGACAGCAUCAAUGAAUCAAAUUCUGCAACCAUAACUUAUGGAGACAUUCUUUUUUGCAAAUUUAUUUUGGAGGAGUAUGAAAAAAAAUACCAACAAGUUCUAAACAAUAGCAACAUGGUUUCCAUUAAGCAGGUUGUUAUUUAUUGCGAUUUGUUACUAUCCUCUUUCAAAGAUGUUAAAGAGAACCUAGUAAAAGUUACCAACUAUAUUUUGACAUCUCAGUUAGAUGCACUGAACCUGAACCAUAUUUCCAACGUUCUUAAUAACUCUACUUUUUGUAGAAGAAUUAAAAUUUUUGCAGAAUCAUACCUUAGGAAGAACUUCCCUCAGCAUUUUAAAAGCAUCUCGGGGCGUGUCAACACAUCUGCCAUUUACCUCCUCAGCGACUACACAAAUAAAAUGAUUCGCUCCAAUCGGUACGAUUAUGUGUUCUUACAUCGGGGAGGACAAACAGAAGAGGAAGAGCCAUCUAGUCGAGUAGGUCCAAAGGGGGGAUCGAAUAAACGUAGUGCUCUCCCUCCUGAGGGAGAAACACACAUGGAUAGGAAUAAACGGGUUAAGAAGGGGAACGGUGCAAACGUGGAGCAACAUACAGAGGAUGAUAAGGUGAAGUAUCAAAAUGAAAACGAGGAUGACGCGAUUAGUACACUUGUCGAAGACCUAAUCGCGCGAAAGAACCCCCAAAUGUUACAUCGAAUAGAAAUCGUUAGUGUCAGCUCAUGUAGCAAUUUUGUGAAAAUUACCAGCGAAUGUAGUAACGUGAUUCUAAUAGGAGGAACGUUGCAGCCGAUAGAAGAGUUCCUCCUACUCUUCAUGAGUCAAAAAGGGAAGAAAAAAUCUGUAAAAUUGUUCUUAUCGGAUUACAUUUUCAAGGAGAGUAAUGUGUUCUGCAGAAUUAUCAGUACCAACCUAGUGACUAACGAACCAAUUGACAACACGUUUAAGAGUAGAGGUAAAAAGACACAUCUCCUAAACUUAGCAAUUCAGAUUCACCUGCUCACAGUACAUGUUCACUUCGGGAAUAUUGUUUUCUUUUCGUCGUAUAAAUAUUUAAGGGAGUUUUUCACCUUCCUGCAAAAUGAAGGUCAGUACGUCUUAACCGAAAUGAAGAAAAAAAAAAAAAUUUUUUUCGAGGAGAAAAAUGGAGAUAGCGAUGUACUUAGGGAUUACAUGCAAAGCAUCCAACAAAUACGAGAUCAGGGGGAGGAUACUUGUGUAAAAAAUGGUUGUGUCCUUUUUUGUGUAAUGAAUGCAAAGCUCAGUGAAGGGAUUAACUUUUACGACGACUUUUGUCGAAACGUUUUGAUUGUUGGCAUUCCCUUUUUCAAACAUGAAAAGGGGGGCUCUUCUACCUCCACUGCGGAUCUUACCCUGGAUAAGAACUCCCUUCGUUUGGAUUACUACCGAGCCUUCUCCGCUGAUGUGGCACGAGGGGAAGAGGAUGUAGCCCCAUCCUCGUUGCAGUUAGGACACCUAAUCAGCGACAUGUGCAAAACGUACGAACUCAAGUCUGCUAUGAAAAUAGUAAACCAGUGCAUAGGAAGAAGCCUGCGCCACGUGGACGACUACUCCUCCUUCUUCUUCCUAGACUACCGGUUCGCCAACAAGGAAUUUUCAGACCUCCUCCCGUCAUUCAUCGGAGCGCACUUGGCUUCUACAAAGAGUGAUUCCACUUUGCAAGACCAACAAGGAUGUACCUUCUUGGAGGAAAAAACAAAAAUGAAAGAACUUUUCGAAAAUUUUAAGCGCCACUAUUGUAGGGCCUUUCCCGAUAUCCCCUUCGCAGAGCACAAUGAGACCCACUGGGAGAGUUUCGCGCGGGAUGUCUUCCUUCUGCGUAAGUUUCACGCGGGGAGGUAA
Messenger RNA from Plasmodium knowlesi strain H, 3159 nucleotides. Its product is annotated as DEAD box helicase, putative. NCBI's taxonomy places the organism in Eukaryota, Apicomplexa, Aconoidasida, Haemosporida, Plasmodiidae. Gene Ontology annotation, molecular function: hydrolase activity, acting on acid anhydrides, in phosphorus-containing anhydrides; ATP binding; DNA binding. The record is from RefSeq and is a predicted model, not a curated record. Bases 1 to 3159 code for a protein of 1052 amino acids. Gene Ontology annotation, biological process: nucleobase-containing compound metabolic process; establishment of sister chromatid cohesion. The transcript has 8 exons. Gene Ontology annotation, cellular component: nucleus.